UCAGUCAGUGACAUGCUGUCUUGGAUAGCUCGUGAAGCGGCACACAAACACACACACACACACUCUUAGACUCUCACUCACUCGCAAACUGGUUCUCUUUUUCCUCUCCUGUGCUUUUGACAGCAGAGAAUGACGCCGGUUCGGCAGCUGCCAUGACAUUCAGUUCACCAGUUACACGGUGAAGCUACUCACGCGCGCCAGCCGACACACAGAUCCACACGGAUCCUGCAGCGCACAUGAGGAAUGAAUUGAGAGAGGGGAGCUGGCAGCAACAGAGAGGUCGGUCCCUUCUGUGCUGCGCUGUCAUGAGACGGGGCUGCCACAUUCACGUAGUCAGGAGUGUAGCGUUUUUUUAAAAAUACAACAUGGGUAACACAUUUAGCCAAGAAGACAUCUCUCCCGCUGAGCUGGAUGCCCUUUGGAGGGAGCCACCAUACAGUCUUGGAACAGAUGAGCACUUCUCCGGAAAUGACAUCAUGACCCAAGGUGCAGGUGAAGAAGAGGAUGGUCCCGUAGUGGAAUCAGGAGAAGGCGGAGCGGAGCCCGACAAUUACUGGAAGAAGAAAGAGGCCUUCCUUCGUAGAAGCACCGUGUCACUGGGAGACAAAUUCUCCUCAGAAAUUGUGCUAUCGUUCACGGGGCGGAGGCGCUCCAGCGUGGAUCCUGACCGGGCCCUGCAGGAGGCGCUGCGCACACGCCUCCGAGUCGUGGAGAGCAACAGCCAGGAUGUGAUACAGCUGUUUAAAGACUUGUCAGCGCGUCUGGUCUCUGUCCACGCGGAGAAGGAUAGCUUUGUACUAACAUUCAAGACCGUGGAGGAAAUCUGGAAGUUUUCAUCGUAUUUAUCAUUAGGCUAUGUGGCCCGCUGCUUGGAGAACUUCCUGUGCGAUCAGCCGUUCUGGCUGGACCCAGAGCUGCUCAGUGACCUGGAGAUCAACGUGACGGUGGACGAGGAACAUCUUGCCACCCUCUACCUGGGACUUUUACUCCAGGAAGGAUCUUUCUUUGCCAAAGCGCUAUUCACAAGAAGGGAGCAGGACGAGGACGACGAAGAGCAGCUGUCAUUCAAGAAGAACGACCUGCUGAUGGUGAAGGACACGGGGCAGGACAACAUGUGGGAGGGCACCAUGCUCUCCACUGGAAACCACGGCCUGGUGCCAGUCAACGGCAUGCAGCCGCUGCCCUACCCCUUCUAUCAGUGGUUCCUGAGGAAGUACCCGGGCUACGCUGGAUGCUCAGCGACAGAAAAGGAACUAUUUGAACAUCCUAUCGUGACGGGUUCCUGUGUAGCAGUAGUCGACUACAGUCCAGUGGGGCCAGAUGAGCUCCAGCUGAGCCAAGGCGACACUGUUGAGAUCCAGGGUCUGCUGAUCCGAAGCCUGGGCGUUUUCAUAGGGAGACACGCUUCCACAGGACACACUGGCUUUGUUCACAGGGCCCAUGUCAAGCCUCUGAACACCGUACCGCUAGAUGAACAAUUGGUCUUUCUGACUGAGGAGGAGAAGGCCAGCCUGGCUCAGGUUAAUCUAUGCAGCUCUGAGCCAAGCGACGGCAGCAGCCUGCUGGAGAGACUCUUCUCGUCCGACAUCAGCUCUGUGUACAGGCUCGACAGACUGGACGAGACAGACUUCCUCUACAUCAGAAACCGACCAAAGCACGAUCACAAGGGUUUACUGAGCACCCGUCAGAGCGUCAUGUCGGAAAAAAGCACAGGGACGCCCCCGUUCCAGUCCUCCCCUCGAACCUCUGUCUCAUACUCCUCGCCUCGGCUGUCCUUCCAUCAGUCUCACAACCCUCUGCCCCGAGAGGGAGAGCGCCUGUCUUUCACCCUGGAUGACACAUUCAGGGAGCUGGAUGAGUUCCAGGAAGAUCCGCCUCUGUUCUUGGAAGAGAACAGCUGGGACGGAGACGAGUCUGAGCUCAAUGACCCGACGCUCACCCUGCUCAACCAGCAACACUACCAGGAGGACUUCCUGCCCCUUUACGACCACCAGUGUUCCUUCCUGUGGGUGACCUUCAGCGGCAAGACGGAGGAUGAGCUGUCGGGGCACCUCGAGAGCGUCAGGGAGUGCGCCAAGAGAAUGGGCAUGCAUUGGGCACACCGGCGGGCAUGCUUUCUCCUGGGCAGACUGUGUGCUAGGAAGCUAAAAUUAUCCCAGGCCCGUGUGUACUAUGAGGAGGCUUUGAGUGUUCGCGUUGAGAGUUUCUCCGACACUCCGCUCCUCGUCGCUCUCUUCACAAACCUCACCGCCAUCUACCUGAAGCAAAAGAUGACGGACAAACUGCCUCAAAUCCUGGAGAAGGCCUGCGCCCUGCUCCUCUGCCUUCCCUGCCACACCUUCACGUCCUCGGACGAGGUCGAACUGCUGCAGCUGCUCCUGAGGAGGUCGGUGGUAAUGGGGGACAAGCGCCUGGAGUCUCGCGUCUGCUACCUCAUCUCCAGCCUCUUCCUGUCUCUGAGGAAGACCGACGACGCGCUCCCCUUUGUCGAGCGGCUCCAGUUCCUCUCCGUGACCGCCUCUGCUGCCGAGGGCCGACCUAUCGCUCCUCUGGACCUCAACUGGCUCCUGAGCUGGCUCUAUCAUCGCAAAUACAUGCCUUACUUAGCGCUGGCUUCCCUGAGCCUGGACUCAAGACAAGACCACUCCCUCCCUGAUGCCUUCCAGAGGAUCGAGCUGUUUAUCAGGAACUCUGUUCGUCUGAACCCGUCCUGGAAAGAAGGAACCUCCUUACUCCCAGCUCAAAUUGUGGUUUACUUGCAGCAGGCCCUGGCUAUAGCUGAGCGGGGGGACGACAAAAAGACCCAGAGGGACCUCUGCAUGGGCUUGGCCUCGAUUUACCAGCAGUACGGUGCUCUGGAUAAAGCAGUGCGCUGCGCUGAACAAGCUGUGAAGACCGGAGGCCACAUCAACGAGGAGGAGGGCUUUGAGGCUUCCGUGCAGCUUGGGUGGCUGCUGGUGCUGACGGGGCAGGCAGACGAUGCUCAGAAUGUCUUACGUCCACUGCUCACAUCACUACAGGGUACAGACAGUCCCACUCAGCGAGGAGUGAUCCACAACCUCUUGGCCUUGUGUCUGAGGCAUCAGAGUCGCAUCGUAGAGGCAGGCAGGCAUUUCCACUCCGCUUUGGAAAUCUCCAGAGAAAGCGGGAACCAGAGAAAUCAGGCCCUGGCGCUGGCCAACCUUGGCUGUCUGGCGCUGGACGCGGGGGCACCUCGGGUCGCAGAGCGCUUUCUCGUCAGAUCGCUAUGCCUUUUUCUGGAGCUGUGGGAAAGUCCGACGGACGAGGAGCACGUUCAGACCUACCUUUGGCUUGGGCGCAGCUGCAAAGACAGGGGGAAGAGUAAGGACAGCAGGGCAUGUUAUGAAAUGGGGCUUCUGAUAGCACUACAUGCCAAAAACCUGCAUAGUCAGUUGGUUGUGGCCAAGGUUCUGAGUCGUCUAUAUGCUGACAUGCUGCUCUAUGGUCAGAGUAUCGUCUACUAUGAGCACUGCGUGUCGGUAUCCAGAGAGCUGAAGGACAAGAAACUGGAGGGAGAGUAUCUGGAAAUCCUCAGCAGCAUCUACCUCUCACUCAACACCGAGAAAUCAUCUCGUAAGUCGCUUGACUACACCAAACAGAGCCUGAGGAUUUCUAUUGAUCUGGGCAAGAGAGAGGAGGAAUCCGAAACCUGGCUGCAGGUGGGACGCAUCUAUUACCUCAUCCACGAGGACGAGCUGGCUGACAUGUACCUGCAGGCGGCAGUGAAGACAGCCCUCAGGAUGAACGACCAUCACUUUGCAAUGAGCAUCUACGAGGAGGCAGGCGACGUCUACUUUAAAGGUGUCAGGAACCGGAUGGCGUCGCUGCCUUUCUACAGGGAUGGCAGUCUGCCAUUCGCACGGAGCAUCAAGGACGUCCACUCAGAGUUCCGCUUGUUAAGUAAACUGACAGAGCUGUUGAUGAACCAAGGAGAGCAGGAGGAGGCUCUGCAGUACGCAUCGCUGGCAGUCGAGGUCGCAGGCAAAACAGGGGUGCGUGUCAAUGAGAGGACAGCCUACCAUCGGCUGGCCACGGUUUACUACAGCCUGCAGCAGUAUGAGAUGGCAGAAAACUAUUAUUUGAAGUCCCUGUGUCUGUGUCCGCCUGUCCUGGAGGGCCCCUUGGAGGCUCGCUACUACACUAAAGUAUACUGCAGACUGGGAAACAUCACUCUACACAAGCUCAAGGAUGCUUUUGAUGCAGUGAGCUACUUCCAGCUGGCUCUGGCGGCGGCACUUGAGGACCAAGCUAACCCCGAGGCUCUGUAUGUGGUGUACAUGAAGUUGGCCGAGAUCCAUGGCAACCACAUGCCCGACGCUGAGCUGUGCCAAGUUUACAGAGACAGAGCCCAGAGUCUGAAGAGAGUUUUGGCCGGGGUGGAAAGCGUUGCUGUUGGAGGGGAAAACGUGGUCGAUGCAGACACUGAGCCUGGCCAAAACCAGGGAAAGAAGUUGGAUGCCGAUGUGGGAUAUAGUUUGGUUAAGAGAAACUGCGUUUUUGAGUCUAUACCUGAAGAGGAGCCGACUCCAAGGACUUGCGCGGUACGCGGAGAUUCAGACGACGGAUGGAGAAGCGCUAAUCUUAGAGUUGCUAAUGGGAAAGAUCCCCCUCACCAUCAUCCUGAUACAGAUGGCCCUUAUGUGGACGCGUCUGGCUCUGAGACAGCCAGUCAUUCAUAUAGUGACAGUAUUUUUACUGAGUCCUUUGACACAGCCAAGGAGCACAUGUCAGAUUCCAGCAGCUCCACUAGCACUUUGCAAACUCUCCAAAAUACAACAGAUGGGAAAGACACUGACUUUGACACAGACCACAGCUUGCCCGGUCAAAUACCUGAUAAUCACAGGAGACACACAGAUUCCAGAGAAACUGACUCCGAUGUUCAAGAUGAACAAAACAUGCCCACGGAAGAACCAGACGCUCCCGCGGACCCAGUUCGAAAAGAGUUAGAUGAAGCUGUGAGGGAGGACGAGGCUCGCGGCGCCGCAGAAAAAUGUAAAUCAGACGUCGGCACGUAGUCUCCCAGCGGUACGUCAUGUCUUUUACUGACAUUUCCUUCACCUGGCCACAGGUCUCACGGCCAGCAAACGUUCCAACCGCGCGGCACUUAUUGUACGAAUGAUAAUGAUGAUGAUGAUGUCAAUACUGUAAAGCUGUCAGAGAUUUUAGUCGGUUCAAAGCACGUGCCUUUUGUUUAAUAUAUUCCGUAGUAAUUACACCUCAUUGUGGUUGUAAUAUAAGUUUUCUACGUUUUUUUAUAUCUCUGGUAGAUAUGACACAAAUAUAUAUAUAAAAAAAUGUGG
Molecule: messenger RNA, 5321 nt
Organism: Mugil cephalus (flathead mullet)
Lineage: Eukaryota; Metazoa; Chordata; Actinopteri; Mugiliformes; Mugilidae
Gene: sh3tc2
Product: SH3 domain and tetratricopeptide repeats 2
Exons: 23
Coding region: 366-5036 (1556 amino acids)
Biological process (GO): regulation of ERBB signaling pathway; regulation of intracellular protein transport
Cellular component (GO): recycling endosome
Molecular function (GO): protein binding
Source: RefSeq, a predicted model, not a curated record